Thyridium curvatum is the source of this 1167-nucleotide messenger RNA. RefSeq lists its product as uncharacterized. The record is from RefSeq and is a predicted model, not a curated record. The transcript has 6 exons. NCBI's taxonomy places the organism in Eukaryota, Fungi, Ascomycota, Sordariomycetes, Thyridiales, Thyridiaceae. The coding region runs from base 1 to 1167 and encodes 388 amino acids.
AUGACAACUGAAUUGAACGAGCUGGUGAGCAAAGGUGCCUCACCGUCAGACUCGGCGUUUGUGGCCCCUGCUAUUGUUGCGACUGUUGUUGAAAGAGAUGGAAAAAUGUGGCAGUGUGCACGAGGCGUCGGCCAUGCCGAAGAUGAUCCCGUCACUGGCGACCAUGUCUUCUGGCUCGCCUCGCUUUCCAAGCUAAUGUGCACCAUUGCAGCGCUUCAGACUGUGGAGAGGGGCUUGAUAGGACUCGAUGACGACGUCAAGGACGUGUUACCAGAGCUCGCCGCGCUCGAGGUGUUGGACGGCUCAGUUGAUGAGCACGGUGUUCCCUCAACCAAGCCUCGUCAGAACAAGAUCACCCUACGGACGCUCCUGUCACACUCUAGCGGUGUCGGCUCCGAGUCUUUCCCUCCCACCCUGGCAGCGUGGGCCAAUGCGACAGGCCUACCUAACAAGACUCUCGAUUCCGAUCAGCAAGUCAUGCUCAAGUGUCCUUUGGCCUUUGAACCCGGAACAGGUUGGACUUAUGGCGAAGGAAUUGAUUGGGCAGGAGAAGCUGUCCGUCGCCUGAAUGGACUGAGCUUAGAGGACUACUACAGGAAGAACAUAUGGGGGCCACUGGGAAUGACCCGAAGCACCUUCCAUCCCUUACAGUUUGGGCAAUACAUCAUCCAGCCAUAUCAAAGGCAGGCGGACGGUGGAGUGAAGGCUGGACCAUUGGUUGUGCCGCGCGACGCGCCAGUCGAAAUGGCCGGACAUGGCGUCUGGAGCACCCCGAAUGACCACGCGAAGCUGUUGAGCGCACUCCUCAGGGGAGGCGCCCCCAUCCUGAGCACCAAGUCAGUGGAUGAAAUCUUUACGCCACAGCUCCCAGACCCAAAGCAUUUAGAGGCCGAGCUCCACGGCUUCCUCGAGAGGGUUCUUGCACCUACGAUCCCGCGCAGUCAACCUGUCAAUCACGGACUAGGCGGAGUGGUCAACCUGAAGGAUUUCCCAGCUCGACGUUCGGCGGGAACCCUACAGUGGGUUGGAGCUGCCAACCAGUUCUGGUGGAUCGACCGCACCAAGGGAGUUGCUGCUUCCACCUUCUUCCAACUCAUUCCAGCCGGCGAUGCUAAGGCCAAUGCUUUCAACAAUAAGUUUGAAGAGGCAGUAUACCGGAGCUUUUAG